AUGAGUUCCUCCAGCACGUUGUCAGACCACGGUCGUCUGCGCGAUUCGCAGAUGACUUUUUACGAUCGUUGUAUCACGGGCAUUGCGAGAGGGGCCAUGGAAAGAUCAAUUGAUUUUAUCCAAUCCAUGCAGGAUAUGGGUGAAGACGUCGCAGUCACCAAUCAGGAACAACAGGAGUGGUUUCAGGACCUGCAACUCUUCGAGCGUGUUGCAAAUGACAAGCUGGACUUUUUUGGCGAGGCUUGA
This is a messenger RNA of Penicillium manginii, 246 nucleotides long. RefSeq lists its product as uncharacterized. NCBI's taxonomy places the organism in Eukaryota, Fungi, Ascomycota, Eurotiomycetes, Eurotiales, Aspergillaceae. The transcript has 2 exons. The record is from RefSeq and is a predicted model, not a curated record. Bases 1 to 246 code for a protein of 81 amino acids.